AUGACUCUGUGGAAUCUUCAUCAUAAAAUUCCAAAACGUUAUGUACUUAGUUUACUUGCAUUUUUUGGAUUUUUUAAUGGUUUUAUUUUACGAUCGAAUCUAUCGAUUGCAAUUGUUUCAAUGGUUAAUCCAACCACUGAAAAAUUACCAAAUAAUACAAUCAAAAUAAUACCCCCUACGUAUCAUUGGAGUACAAAAACACAAGGUUAUAUUCUUUCCUCAUUCUUCUAUAGUUAUACUGCUCUUCAAAUACCAGCUGGAUUUUUAGCAACGAAAUUCGGUGGACGAAUUUUAUUUGGUGGUAGUAUUGGUUUAUGUGCAUUAUUAGCUUUAUUUACACCAUUAUGUGCUCAAGCUGGAUCAGUAGCAUUGAUUAUUCUUCGAGUUUUUCAAGGUUUUAGUUCAGGUUUUAUAUAUCCAUCACUUCAUUCUAUAUGGUCAAAAUGGGCACCAAAAAAUGAUAAAUCAAAAUUGGCAACAUUUGCAUUUGCUGGAAGUUAUACUGGUAUAUUUAUAACAAUGAUGUUUGGUGGACUUAUUGCUGUUCAUUGGUCAUGGGAAUGGAUAUUUUAUUUAUCAGGAGUAAUUGGUCUUGCAUGGACAAUAGCUUGGUUCUACAUAACUACUGAAUCGCCAUCAACUCAUCCGACUAUAUCAGAUGAAGAAGCAACAUAUAUUCAAGAGAAUCUAGUUCAAGCUAUUUCACCAACAUAUCCGAUUCCAUGGAAAGAUAUAUUAACAUCAUUGCCUGUAUGGGCUAUUAUUGCUGCACAUUUUGGAACUAAUUGGUGUAUCUAUUUAAUGCUUACUGAAUUGCCAACAUUUAUCACUCAAGCACUUAGUUUUCGAGUUGACACGGCCGGUUUAUUAGCAGCUAUACCUUGGUUACCAUUGGCAAUAUCAAUCUAUGCAUCAGGUUUUCUCUCCGAUAGAUUAACAGAAAAAUAUUCAACAUUAUAUAUACGAAAAUUAGUUAUGGCUAUAUCUUUUAUUAUAACUGUAUUGGCUUUACUUCUUGUUACUUUAUUACAAGCAAAACACCGAGCCUUAAUUAUAACAGGUAUUGUAAUUGCGACUGCCGGCUGUGGUCCUGCUUGGGCUAGUUUUGGUGUUAAUCAUCUGGAUAUUGGAGCACACUAUGCUGGAAUUCUAAUGGGUUUAUCAAAUAGUUUUGGAUCAGUACCAGGAAUUCUUGUGCCGACUAUAACAGGUUACAUCGUUUCUGAUACACAAUUAAAACGUGAAUGGAAUGGAAUGUUUAUGAUUUCCAUAAUGAUUUGUAUAUUAGUUUUAAUGUUUUAUACAUUUUUUGCUGGUGGUGAAUUACAACCAUGGGCAUUACAUAAUGAUGAUGAAUAUCAACAUGUUUUCAACAAUGCAGCAGCAUCCCGAGAUGUUGAUGAACGAACUGGUUUAAAUGAAAAUAAGAUUGAUGACUUAACAGAUCGUUUAAAAGCUGAAAUUCAUCAUGAAAAUAAUACCGAGUGA
Messenger RNA from Rotaria sp. Silwood1, 1488 nucleotides. The record is from the annotation of a GenBank genome assembly. NCBI's taxonomy places the organism in Eukaryota, Metazoa, Rotifera, Eurotatoria, Philodinida, Philodinidae.